UAUCAAAACAUUUGACUAUACUUGGAGUAGCACAAUUUUUCAAAACCUUGAACUUCUGCGUCAUUCUAAUUAAUUAACAACAAUUCUAUAGCAUGUAUCUAAGUAUCUAUAAUUUGUUUGUUCUCUUUAUCGAUUGGUAAGAGAUAUCGGGGAAAAAAAAUAAAAAUAAACUUUGGCUAGUCAUUCCACUUGACUAGAAACUACCCAACAGUUUGAUUAAGCUUUCAGAAAGACAAAAGAGGUUUUUGAAUAAACUUCACUGUGGUCAUUGUUAGAAAUGGCAUCAUCGACAAAAGUCACACUAAAGCAGGGUAGAGUUGUUGGUGGAACAGACACUCUACCAAAUGGAAAUUCCUAUUAUUUUUUCAAAGGAAUUCCAUACGCCGAACCACCAAUAGGAAAAUUAAGAUUUAAAGCUCCAGUUCCAUUAAAAAGUUUUUCUGCACCUGAAAUAGAAUGUACAAAGGAGGGAAAUAUAUGUUUCCAUCGAGACAGGUUUACUGGAAAGUACUUAGGCUCAGAAGAUUGUCUUUUUUUGAAUGUUUAUACUCCAAAAAUCGAUUCUAAUGGAAUAUUACCUGUUAUGGUUUAUAUACACGGAGGAGCUUUUGUAACAGGAAGCGGAAAUAGUGACAACUAUAAUCCUCUAUAUCUGAUGCAGGAAAAUGUUAUUGUUGUCACAAUGAACUAUCGCCUUGGACCGCUAGGCUUUCUAUCAUUUCCCGAGGGUAAUAUACCCGGAAACGCUGGCCUUAAAGAUCAAAGACUUGUACUGGAAUGGGUUCAAGAGAAUAUAUCCAAGUUUGGUGGAGAUCAAAAUAAUGUAACACUCUUUGGUCAAAGUGCUGGAGCCAUUAGUGCUCAUUUCCAUGUGUUGUCAGAAAGGUCAAAGAAGCUGUUUCACAAAGCAAUCUUGCAAAGUGGUCUAGCCAAUAUGACAUGGAUGGUAGAAGAUAGACCUUCUUUCAAAACAAUUCAAUUAGCUAAAAUGCUUGGUUGUUCAUCUGAAGACCCCAUCGAAAUAAUAGACUUUUUACAGGAACAUCAAGAUCUGGAGAAAUUUUUUGAACCUAUAUUCAAACCACCAAGUUUGGCAGAUCUUGUUACGGGUUGUCCAGUGCCAGCAAAACCUGCAAUUGAAGAAGACUCUCCAGAGGCUGUGUUUACAAAGCCUGUAUUAGAAUCUAUGAACAAUAAGAAUUCCAUUGAUAUUCCUCUUAUUAUUGGAUGCGCUUCGGCAGAUGGAACUGUUGUACUUCCCGCACUCAUUGGAGCUCUAGAUAAGCUGGAAAGUAAUUUACGUUAUUUCGUUCCAGGAGGUCAUAAAUAUUUUGAAAAACUCAAAGACCUUGAACAUGCCAUCAAAGAAUUUUAUUUCAAAGAAAAGAACAUAGACAAAACGACUCUGAAUCAACUAAAUGAUCUUUUAACUGAUUUCUUUUUUACAACUCCAAUCAGAGAAACAGUAGAGCUACAUUCAAGGAAACAACACAAUUCACCAUUGUAUUUCUAUAGAUUUGACUUUGAAGGAGCCUUGAAUUUACAUAAGAAAAAGUAUAAAUUAGAAAAUAUUAUCAAAGGUGCUGCUCAUUGUGAUGAAUUGUACUAUAUUUUCCAAGCAAAAAGCUGCCCAGAGCCAUGGAGUGAAAGAGAGAAGAAAAUUGUAGAAGUUUUGUGUAAGAUGUGGGCAAAUUUCGCCAAGUAUAGUAAUCCAACAUUGGGUUGUGAAUGGAUGGAUGUUAAGAAAAUUGAAGAUGGUGAAGAAUUUUUGCUGCCAACAUUUGUAAUAGGCGAUACCAGGGGAAUGGCUGAAAAUCCUUGUGCGGAAAGAAUGGAUUUCUGGUGUAAUUUGAAAAAGACUGCUCAUAAACGACUAGCAGGUUUAACUGAAUCAUUUUAAGAUUUGUUUUGUUCAUAUAGCUGAUGUUCCCUUGUAUUUGUAAGGUAAUAUGUAUUACUAUAAUAUUAUGUAUAUUUUGUAUGUUUAUUUAUAAUCAACAUAAAAUAUAAUGUAAAGUGAAAUUAGA
This is a messenger RNA of Episyrphus balteatus (marmalade hoverfly), 2027 nucleotides long. RefSeq names its product juvenile hormone esterase-like. Bases 278 to 1900 code for a protein of 540 amino acids. The record is from RefSeq and is a predicted model, not a curated record. The transcript is spliced from 4 exons. NCBI's taxonomy places the organism in Eukaryota, Metazoa, Arthropoda, Insecta, Diptera, Syrphidae.